Messenger RNA from Suillus plorans, 1219 nucleotides. Its product is annotated as ribosomal protein L5 domain-containing protein. Gene Ontology annotation, molecular function: RNA binding; structural constituent of ribosome. The transcript has 3 exons. The coding region runs from base 56 to 736 and encodes 226 amino acids. The record is from RefSeq and is a predicted model, not a curated record. Gene Ontology annotation, biological process: translation. Gene Ontology annotation, cellular component: ribosome; cytosolic large ribosomal subunit. Lineage: Eukaryota; Fungi; Basidiomycota; Agaricomycetes; Boletales; Suillaceae.
GCAUCCCUCGACAGCGACAAAAUAACGCUGGAAGUUAACUAGAAGUUACGACGCAAUGGCCGAACAAAAAACAGCACCCACUAACCCCAUGAAGGAGCUGAAGAUUGACAAGCUCGUCAUCAACAUUUGUGUUGGCGAGUCUGGUGAUCGCCUUACCCGUGCAUCCAAAGUCCUCGAACAGCUCACUGGUCAAACACCCGUUACCUCGAAAGCUCGCUACACCGUCCGCACAUUCGGUAUCCGUCGUAACGAGAAGAUUGCUGUCCACGUCACUAUCCGUGGGCCUAAGGCAGAGGAGAUUCUUGAGCGUGGUCUCAAAGUGAAAGAGUAUGAGUUACGUCGAAAGAACUUCUCGGAGACCGGUAACUUCGGUUUCGGUGUCCAGGAGCACAUCGACCUUGGUGCGAGAUACGAUCCUGGAAUCGGUAUCUUCGGAAUGGACUUCUAUGUCGUGAUGGGUCGCCCUGGUGCCCGUGUUGCCAGAAGAAAAGAGAGACGGGCACGUAUUGGGUUCCAGCACCGAGUGAGGAGGGAUGACACCAUGGCUUGGUUCAAGCAGCGGUUCGACGGUAUUAUUUUGGUGUGUCCUUUUCCUCCCCACUUCAUGGUGGUUUUAUUCAUGCCGCCACUUAGAAAUGAUCAUUGUCGUCACUCUACUCCAUUUCCUGAGCGGCAGGCAUCAGGGAUAGUCUACAUAUGCUUUUCAUGCUGUCGAGGGGGGUUCAACUCGAGGUGAACUACACUUGCUACGAAAAUGACCGAACCCGUUCCAACUCUACAAUCGGAAUUGAAUCGAGUUACAUAUGACUUAUGCCAUGCAUUUGAACCUGCCAAGUCGUAUUCAGUCGUUCAAUGGGCCGCAUCCGAAAGAUUUAUUGAAGCCAUUCAGCGGUUCUAGCAAUAUUUGAAUCAUCAUCGUUGGCGUAUAGUUGGCAAUCCGGAACAUCAACCUUGAUUAGUUCAAUUACUAACAAAUAGUAACAAUGUUAGCAAGAAACCGGAAUCAUCCCAAGCGUGUAGAGAACGACUUCGUCGCUACUCUCGGAUUCUGAAGGGCAACCAAGAAGAUAACACACUGUGACGCUCCGUGCUGGUUCAUUAUAAGUUGAAGAGUCAUUACUCUGGUGAAUUCAGGCGCUGGCGGGAAAUAGUGAGGGAUUACCAGACCUCCGUCCGUAUCUCCAGGUUGCUAAUAAUAAAUAUUCACAUCGCGUUGGGG